Pedinophyceae sp. YPF-701 is the source of this 2094-nucleotide messenger RNA. NCBI's taxonomy places the organism in Eukaryota, Viridiplantae, Chlorophyta, Pedinophyceae. The record is from the annotation of a GenBank genome assembly.
AUGGAGUCCCCGCCGGAGCAGCUCGAGGGCUUCUUCGCGGUGCUCGAGGGCCCGCUCCUGCCGUACCUCGACCGCGCCUCGCGCAUCCAGCUCGCCGCAACCUCUACAGGGUGCUUUUCCGCCAUCGCGCGCUCCCGGAGCGCGCUGCGCCCGCUGAGGACGGACUUGGACGACAUCGGCGACUUGUUCUUCCUCGAACGAACCAUCAAGAAGGACCUCCAGUCCCUGCGAGUCCUCUCGCGCUGCGUCCGGCCGGGGGAGCCCAACUGCGCAGGGACAAUCGAGUUUCCUCAAUUCUCGAUCAACGCGGGGGACGUGCACGCGCUGCUGACGGCGCUGGCGGCGUCGUCGCCGCUGGACCUGGCCGUGCUCGCCGGCGCCGGCGCGACCCCCGACGAGGAGAUCGUUGCCCUCGCAACGGUCCUGCAACGCGCCGCGGCGGCCAGCACCGGGCCCCUGCGCGUCCACAGGCUCACGCUGGAGGACGUCGACGGUCCCAUCAUCCCGGCUGGGUACAUGGAGAAGAUCUUCGGGCUGCCGGGGCUCGACGGGUCUUUGCGCGAGCUCCAUAUCGAGGGAUUGAAGAUUGAUCGGGAUCCUGAUGACUCAGACUCUUCCUGGUCUGGACCGGAGGAGGAAAUAACCCACACGAUCCCCUCGAUCGACCCGAUCGUCCACGGCGCGCACCCCGCCGCCCCGUCGGACGCGUCAACCUACGAGCGCGGAAGCGACGUCCUGCUGUCGCUGCUCGGGCGCGCGGACGGCCUCACGCACGUCACGCUGCAGUCGAACGCCAUGCCGUCCGAGGUGUGGACGCGGGUGCUCGACGCCCUGGCGCGGCACCGCCGCCCCCUGAGUCAGCUCCACCUGAAACUGGAUCGCGACGACCGUGACGCUGUGGCGGUCGAGACCGUCGCGCGGGUGGCGACGGCGCGCCGGAUCGACGCGCUGAGGAUCACCGGGGUGCAAGAGGUCGAGUGCGCGGCGGGACUGCUGCGGGGCGACACCAAGGCUGUGUCCUUGACAGUUCACCGUGGGAAGCUGGGCACGACGGUGCCCCGCGUACGAGGUGGCGCGGAGGGACAGCGCGCCGUCUGGGAGGCGCUGGUGACGAACGGCACCACCACGCACCUCGACCUGUCCGUGUGCGGCAUCGGCGACGCGGGGCUGCUCACAGCGUUUCCGGCGGACGCGCCCCGCGUCAACACCGCCCUGCGCAGCCUGCGGCUGGGCGCGAACCACAUCACGCUGGCCGGGUGCGCGGCGCUGGCGAGGGGCUUCCCUGCCCUGACGCACCUGGACAUGGAGGCCACCCCCAUUGGCUUCAGGGGGGUUGCGGCGCUGCUGAACGGGCUGCCGUCGCUGAAGGUCGCGGCGUUCGCGAACCUGUAUGGACCGAUCGACGGUGUGGAGAAGGUCGGGGAGGCGAUCGCGAGCAACGGGACGGUGGAGGCGCUCAAGCUGGGCGCGAGCUGGUCGUCCCAGGACGGAAAUGGCUCCGGUGUGCCGUUCUUGCUGAGCGGCGAGGGACGGCGCGGCCAGAAUCACAGGUUCUAUGCACCUGGGCUCGCGGACGCGCUCGGCCACGGUCUCGCUCGCAACAAGACCCUGCAGAGGUUGCACCUCGAGGUGUUCGAUUUCGGCUAUUUUGGCGAUGGGGCGUCUGUCGCUCAACCGCUGCUUGAGGGGCUGAAAAGGAACGCGACGCUGCGGCAGCUGUCGCUCUUGAGCAGCGGAGGGGUGUCGGUUCAGGAGCUGAGUCAUGUCGCGUUUGCGCUGAGCGAGCUCGGGAGCGACGCCACCCGCAACGAAAGCUCCCCGCCCUGCCAGGUGUCGCUGCACAUCCCAUCGAUCUCAGGAAGUCGCGCGCGCGCCCUGCAAAGGAACUGGCAGGAGUGCGUCGAACUCGCACUCAUGCUCGGACCGCCCUCGCAGCACAUUGCCACGCUCCAUGUGUCCGACGAGUGCCGCGAGGAGUUCCGGUCGCAGCUGCCGUGGGACGCCUACGCGUCCGACAGUGACGACGACGACUCAUCGUCAGACGACGACGACUUCGACGACGAUUCAUCGUCAUACGACGACGAGUAUGACUAG